AGUAGUUUUAUUGCAUGGUACAUGUGUUGUUCAAUUAAUAUUCAAUAACAGUACUAACUCUACUCUUUAUUUUAUUUUAUUUAUUUUCGAUCUCAUGCGUCAUAUUCCUCUGAUGACUUCUCCGAGAUAAUUUAACAUUAAAGGGCAACAUUGCUGUCAACAAUGACUAUUCGCUGCCAUCAGACGUCGCCAGGUUUUAGAAAAAUUGAGAUGUACUUUCAUACUCAAUUGAAUCAGAUAAGUAGGAACGAACAACAAACUGUAAGUAGCAUAUUGCACAUGUCUUAUUUUAACAUCAUGCAUAUUUGUAUUAACAUAUUAUUUACAGGUAACACACAUAUCUCAACAUGCAACACUUCCCAUACACACGUAAACAUUCACACACGCAAAUAUACAAAUGCUCGACAGGUGACUGGGCCAAGUGCAUUCACUCGUAGGAUCUAUCAUUUCGAUAAUCGCCUCGAUUCUACGAAACCAGUGCACAAUUAAGCUGACAUAAGCUAGUCUCGUCUGGUGAAUGCAUGUAACCUGGAAGCCCCAGACACGACAGGACGAGACGGACAGAUGACGGACUGGACUCGACGGGGCCUAGUUCAGAGUUUUAGGCAUUCUUCAAUGCACGGCUAGCGACCUCAAAAAAAAAAGAUGAUUGUAUUAUUGAAUGUGUGUCGUCCAUGCUGUAGAUAAGUUGUUCUUAUUGGUCUCGUUUCUUGUAAUGAGCUUAUCCAUUGGUAAAACUGGUAUUUUUUCUGUACAAAAAUCUUUACGUUAAUUGAUUUGCCUUAUUCCUCGAGCUCUAUAUGUAGUAGCAUACAUACACACUAUUAAUUGAAAAACAGCCCGAGAUUAACAUCAUCAUAAUUGCAGCGAUAUAUACCUUACCUCAACUUGUUUAAUCACAAAGCGGGUGGGAACGGCAAUUAAUGAAUUAAUUACCUGCGCUGCAUCUAGCGGCAUUACAUGACGCAGUUGCAUUCCGACUACUGCGUCUAAAAGUUCAAGAUCGAAAGAUGACCAACGUACCGGUAAGUGAUAAAUAUUGUUUUACACUGUCAGACCAGUACGGGACGCUAGCCCGAGAUGAGUUGCGUGAAAGUGACGAAAUUCGCGAUCAAUCACUCGCGCAGAUACGCGAUUGGAUCGCAAAAAAUGCCGCCAUAAAAUUCUGUCGAUCGGAUUCGUCAUUCCUAUUGCGAUUCUUGCGCGUUCGCAAGUUCAAUCACUUGGCGGCUUGUGAAAGUGUGGAACGGUAUCUUGUGAUGAGGCAACGAUAUGCUGACUGGUUCCGGAAGCUGGAUACCACGCAGGCAUGGGUGGACGAAAUGAUUGACGAUUGGCCAAUUCUUCCAUUGGGAUAUGACGAAAUUGGACGGUUGCUGAUACUGAUCAAAAUGGGAAACUUUGACCUGAAAAAGUUUGUCAACGUGGACCAGAUUCGAAUGAUGAUGAUGAUCCUGGAAAGUUAUUAUGAAGAGGAACGAGUACAGAUUGCGGGAAGCGUAUUUAUAUUGGAUAGUACUGGACUUACAAUGAGUCACAUCGCCCAGUGGCCUCUAUCGGAUAUUAAAAAUUUUGUCGAUUGUGUGAACCACACAUUCCCUCUCAGGAUCAAGGAGGUUCACACGGUGAAUCUUCCACGCUAUGCGAUCGCCGUCUCCGAACUGUGCGUUAGCUUUGCCAGUCCUAAACUGAAGAAGCGGAUUCAUUGUCACCGCUCAAUAGAUGAUUUAAUCAAGCACGUGAAAUUAGCAAGUUUGCCCAAGGAAUACGGAGGAGAAGUGCCGAUCAACACAUUCAAACACAAUUUAAGGGUCCUGCUGUCUAAGCACCGGAGCACCAUUUUGAAUUUGGACCAGAUGGCAGUGGAUCUGUCAACAUGUUUGGUUCUGAAGGAGAAUUCUAGCCAAAGUGGAUUGAAAAAUGAUUCAGGAGUUGUCGGUAGCUUCAGAAAAUUGAAUGUAGAUUAAUUUAAUAAAAGUUCACAACUCUGUUCGGGAUUGUUCUUUAAUAUCGUGGAUUGGAUAUACAGUGAGCUUACUUCAGUUUACAUCGCAGCAAUAUUUGACUGCCAUCUAUACAUCCUUGAGGCCAUUAUGACUUCAUAGUAGUUCUAUGGAGGCCGUCCGUUCGAUGAAGUGUAAAGAGCACUUUCCUGGCGAAAAUACGAAAGUGUCUGAGCGAUCGAUUUAUCUAAAUAA
This is a messenger RNA of Topomyia yanbarensis, 2198 nucleotides long. RefSeq names its product clavesin-2-like. Gene Ontology annotation, cellular component: membrane. The record is from RefSeq and is a predicted model, not a curated record. Gene Ontology annotation, molecular function: phosphatidylinositol bisphosphate binding. NCBI's taxonomy places the organism in Eukaryota, Metazoa, Arthropoda, Insecta, Diptera, Culicidae. The transcript is spliced from 3 exons. The coding region runs from base 1011 to 1967 and encodes 318 amino acids.